Molecule: messenger RNA, 1113 nt
Organism: Fusarium oxysporum Fo47
Lineage: Eukaryota; Fungi; Ascomycota; Sordariomycetes; Hypocreales; Nectriaceae
Exons: 1
Coding region: 169-759 (196 amino acids)
Source: RefSeq, a predicted model, not a curated record
UGGUUUCCUCUUAAGCUUUUGAGGCCAAUCACUUGACGCGAUUGACCCCACUGUUGGCGACAACAAUUUCGACAACCAUCACUUUUACUAUCACCCCUGUAUAAACAUCCCCUAAUCAUCAUACCUCUUGUUUCACCGACAAGUUUAUGAGGAUAAUACUGGCACGGCAUGAUAAAGAACGAUACCAUUUUCGGCUUGGUUACUUUGUUAUUUUUGCAACAAAUCAAAUACCUAGGGUUGGGUGUCCGCCUCGCAAGAUGGGGCUACAAGACACGAACGGGCGUUUUCUGCAUUUUAAGACGACAUUGCAUCGGUGUUUGGCGGCACAAUAAUCGGAUUUUCUCGGCAUCAACUGUUUUCAUUUUACAUGGGAGGCAUGGGUUGGCCUUCCCAUUCAUACCAAAAUGUCUUCUCUCAUCGCGGUUAUGGGUUAUGAAGUCAACAAGAGAAAAAGAACAACAUAGAAAGGAGUGCUUUUCGCAAGCGGGGUCUUUAUCGGUGUUAUUUGAUCGGUCGCAUCUUGGAAAUAUCUUUGGGCGGUGGUCAGGAUCGAGACGAACGGUGUUUUUGCGACAAUUGAUAUCCCUUUACGGGACGGAAAUCUGGGAAAUUACGGGGAGUUGGUCGAAUUUUUGGUGUUGUCCCGCUGCUGCAAUGAACGGGAACGAAAAAGGUUCACCCUUGCCCAUUCUUUUCUUUGUAUCAUCUUGGGACGGCCUAUAUAUUUGUCCUCUUUUUGUUUUCUUGUUCAUGGUUUAGGCCUGAGCGCCAUAGCUGGUGCUGGCCUGCCUAGUGUUUUUGGGACCGGAGUAGCUUUAUACUUUGGAGCGUUGUUUGGUUUGCCCAUGUCUUGGUUGGACGGGCUUCUUUUACAAUAUUUUGUCUCGCCUCGGCAAGCAUCUGGAGUGUUCAGGGGGCCUGGGAUACAUGUCAUGAUCAGAUUCAAAGAGAUUUUUGGGAUUUGGGAGGCCCUCGAGCCUGGUUUUGCAAUGCAGCGGUAGACUGCAUGUGUGGCUAUUGUUAACUGGGUAUUGGCGCUGUCUGGUUGCGACAACGCGGCUUCAGCGCUGCGAGACGAGAAUAUACGAAUGUUCAAAUACUUGCCUAUUUCAA